Molecule: messenger RNA, 1665 nt
Organism: Botrytis byssoidea
Lineage: Eukaryota; Fungi; Ascomycota; Leotiomycetes; Helotiales; Sclerotiniaceae
Exons: 4
Coding region: 1-1665 (554 amino acids)
Biological process (GO): protein import into peroxisome matrix
Cellular component (GO): cytosol; peroxisomal membrane
Molecular function (GO): ATP binding; ATP hydrolysis activity
Source: RefSeq, a predicted model, not a curated record
AUGGGGAAGUCCAGUUCUUCCAAGUGUUGCUGCAAGUCAAUUAGUAGCAUUGGAAUAAUCAUGCUCGCUCACAUACUAACCUACGGUAACUGGAAAGCCCAGCAUGGUGCUCAGGCAACAUCUGUUCCACUCACUUUCAUUGAGAAUCUCAAGGAAACCUAUUCAGACCACCACGUUAUGCAGACCAAUCCUGAUAAAUGUGACCUCAUGGGUUACGCCGAUGCCGGUUUCGCAAAAAAUGAACGCAGUGAUGAAAUUGCUAAUUGGACUAUUCAAACAUACCACGCACCAGGAUCUCGUCUUGCCAAUAAACCGAAGACAGUCGUUGAAGAUGUCAAAUUCGGCAGGUGGAAUUAUGUUUGGGAGAAAAUGGAAUAUACUGUUUAUCAAGCACAGUAUGAUCAUCCAGCGGGGUUCGGCACUUUGAAGUUACAGUUUAUCCUCACAAAUAAAGAAAAAGACCCCUCCGCUGAGAGUACAAAUGCUUUGAUUCUAGCCGCCAGUGCUUGGACUGUUGAACUUCACGAAGAAAUAUACGUCUUCGAUAGUCAAGAAUGGGUUAAAGACAAGAAUCUUUAUGAAUCUGUUCAGGGCUCCUCGUGGGACGAAGUCAUUCUCAAUAAAAGAAUGAAAGCCAAUCUUAUCGCUGAUGUGGAGGGCUUCUUUGAUAAUCAGGCUUUGUAUAAGAAGCUUGCUGUGCCUUGGAAACGUGGGAUCAUUUUGCAUGGUGUACCAGGUAAUGGCAAAACUAUUUCCAUCAAAGCCCUCAUGUCAAGUCUCUCCUCUCGUCCCUCCCCUAUCCCAUCCCUAUAUGUCAAAUCUUUCGACGGUAAAUGCCAUGGCCCAAAAUGGGCCAUCUCAACCAUUUUCCAAAAAGCCCGCAAAAUGGCACCCUGCCUCCUCAUCUUCGAAGAUCUCGAUUCUCUCGUCACAGAGAAAACGAGAUCUUACUUCCUAAAUGAAGUAGAUGGACUAGAAUCCAAUGAUGGAAUCCUUAUGAUCGGCAGUACGAAUCAUUUAGGAAAAUUAGACUCGAGUAUUAGUAAGAGACCAAGCAAAUUUGAUCGGAAGUACUGCUUUAGGGUUCCGAAUGAAGAAGAGCGUAGAGCGUAUGUAGGGUUUUGGAGAGGAAAAUUGGGAAAGGAUGGAGGGGAUAUGGUGGACUUUGGAGAGGAAUUGUGUCCACUUGUGGCGAAGACGACGGAGGGAUUUAGUUUUGCUUAUUUGAAAGAGCUGUUUAUUGUUACGCUGUUAAGUAUUGCGAGGGGUGCUACGGGUGCGGGUCAUGAUGGUGCUGGGGGGGAGGAGGAGGAGAGUGAGAGUCCCACGACUGCUUGUACAUCCACACCUACGGAUGAUGGGGUAGUGGUUGAGAAUGACGAUAGCAUGGAAAAUGUUCUUCAAAAUACUCGACCUUCUACUGACACCGAGGAAACAGCGGAGCGGACCAAACAUCAGAAGACUCUCCCAAAAGUAGAUAUUCCUGAGCAUCUCACAGAUAACAUUUUUCUCAAAGCACUUUUGGUGCAAGCGAAGAUGCUGGUAGAGGAAAUGGAUAACACGGAUGAACUCAUGGGAGGGGAGAAGGUUCUUGGUUCGAAUGGGAUGGGUGGUCCUUUGCCCAUAGGAAUGGCGAGGGCGAGGGCGGUCAUGGGUACGUGUUGA